AUGACUGAUGCCAAUCAACAGCAAAAACAUGUAAACGACAGUGAAGUCGCUGGCGCCCCUGCGCCUAUUCAGGCGCCUUUGGAUUCUGAUGGUCUUAUUGAGAGUAAUUGGGAUUUUGUAUGCGAAAACUUCGACGAAAUGGGUUUAAAAGAAAAUCUUCUUCGUGGCAUUUAUGCAUUUGGUUUCGAGAAACCGUCCGCUAUUCAGCAACGUGCCAUUAUUCCGUGCACCAAAAAGCGUGACGUCAUUGCUCAAGCGCAAUCUGGAACUGGCAAAACAGCUACCUUUUCUAUAGCAGUUCUCCAGAACAUUGAUGAAACUAUUCCAGAAGUUCAAGCUCUUGUGAUGGCACCUACGCGUGAGCUUGCACAGCAGAUACAAAAAGUAAUGCUGUCGUUGGGCGAAUAUCUUGGUGUAAAAUGUCACGCAUCAAUCGGAGGAACAAAUGUUCGCGAUGAUCAACGCAAAUUGGAGUCUGGUGUUCAUGUUGUAGUUGGAACACCCGGCCGCGUUAAUGAUAUGAUCACACGCCAAUCUCUUCAAACCAAUAAUAUCAAAAUGUUCGUACUGGAUGAAGCAGACGAAAUGCUAUCUCGUGGAUUCAAGGAGCAGAUUUAUGACGUCUUCAAAUGUAUGCCGAAUGAUGUUCAGGUAGUGCUCCUUUCGGCUACGAUGCCAUCGGAAGUUCUAGAAGUAACAAAUCGUUUCAUGAACGAUCCUAUACGCAUCCUGGUGAAGAGAGAAGAGCUUACCCUUGAAGGCAUCAGGCAGUUCUACAUAAACGUCGAAAAAGAAGAAUGGAAAUUCGAGACGCUAUGUGAUUUAUAUUCUACAGUUAAUGUAACUCAGGCAGUCAUCUUCUGUAAUACCCGUAGGAAGGUGGAUUACCUUGCAGCGCAAAUGAGCAAAGAAAAGUACACUGUUUCCUGCAUGCAUGGUGAAAUGGAACAAAGUGAGCGUGACGUAAUUAUGCGCGAAUUCCGAUCAGGCUCAUCCCGUGUUCUUAUUACUACUGAUUUGUUGGCGCGUGGAAUUGAUGUUCAGCAAGUUUCAUUGGUCAUCAAUUAUGACCUCCCAAGCAAUCGUGAGAACUACAUCCAUCGAAUCGGACGGUCGGGACGUUUCGGGCGAAAGGGUGUAGCAAUAAAUUUCAUAACGGAAGCCGACAUGCGAAUGAUGAAGGAUAUCGAGAGUUUUUACAAUACACAAAUUGAAGAAAUGCCGAUGGACAUUGCAAAUUUGCUUUAA
Molecule: messenger RNA, 1248 nt
Organism: Cercopithifilaria johnstoni
Lineage: Eukaryota; Metazoa; Nematoda; Chromadorea; Rhabditida; Onchocercidae
Source: the annotation of a GenBank genome assembly